GCGUCCGGUGGGCGGAGAAGGAGGAGAAGGAAGGGGCGGCGUCGCCCCGCCUGCCGCCCGCGCCACGUCUCGGGAGAAGGAAGGGCGCCUGGGGCCGAGCCGAGCCGGGCAGCUACUCCAGAAAUUCUUCAGUUUGUCCAUCAUCAAGCGGGCUGAUAACGAAACCAAAUCGCUCGAUCUGCGAAUAAAUUGGUGCAGAAGCCCUAACGACAAUGUGCAGGAUGUUUUUUGGGCUCCCGGCGGUAUCGAUGGAGAAAAACUGGACUCGAUAGGUCGCUUGGGAAGUUCCACUGGAGGGAAUAUUUCCCCUUGGACUUUAAUAACUCCCAGUAGCCAUGGACUCUUCGGUGGUUAUUCAGGAAGCCAGCAAUGGUGCCCCGGUCAGUUCUGAACAGCAACCAGACCGCCCGGAGGUCAAAUCGAAGCGGACAAUGGAAAGAGAGGAUCUUAACGUGCUUAGUGUAAAUAACGGUGGAGCGCCAUCCGAAGGGGACACUGUAGCCCUCAAGAGCAGCCGAGGUCCUUGCGCGAACGGACCGACGUCUUACGACCCCGAACAGCCCGUGCCUUUGGGCCCCACUGAAAGCUCCCUGGGGAAAGAACCCGCUUCAGGUGCGCCUGGUUUCCAUGAGCACCUAAAGGCGUCUCGGGGCGGUAGUGAUGAGAGCUUAGCACUUAGGAAGGACACCCUGCAGUCUCUCAAACUAAGCCUCCCUUUGCAAGAAACUGAAUUGUGCUCAGCCGAUGCUCCUCUCCCGCUGGAGAAGGAAGAACUGAUCCGGCUCCAGGCCCGGAAGCGCCUGGAAGAGCAGCUCAAGCAGUAUCGCGUCAAGAGGCAUCAGGAGAGACUGUUUACAGCUAAAAGCCGCCCCUCCAGCACCCUGGAUCCCGAGCUGAUGUGGAAUCCGGAGAUCUUACCGAGGGCCAGCCCCGUGACCAUGACCAAAGAAUACUCCUUUUUGCGAACCAGUGUCCCGCGAGGACCGAAAGUGGGGAGUUUGGGCCUCCCAGCUUCCUUGAAAGAGAAAAAAAAUUCCAGAUCUUCCAGAACAAGCCGGAUCCGGUCGCUGGCAGAUUAUCGAACGGAAAACCCAGACGGAAGUGCCAGUGGGACAGUCCCGGUGUCCGAUUCCUCGGGUGGGUCUCUGAAACAGAACUCAAACAGCCUGACCUCGGUUGUGUCUUCCAUCAGCCUGACCCCCGAUUCAGAUGACCGGCUGGAAACUUUGUCCUUGGCGGGAGACAGCGUGUCAGAAAUGGAUGGCAGCGAAGCGGGAAUGAGGCUGGAUGGCAACGAAAGCGACAGCUCGACCUACAGCAGCGUGUCAGGAAGAGGCCUCACUUCCUCCAGCCCCAAAAGCAAGCCGGGUAUGGCCUUCACCAUCAACGGACAAGAGGUCCCGUUAGAUGCUGUUGGACAGUUCCCUUCCAUCAGGGAGGUUCUGCAGGCUGCCGCAACAGAGCAACGGGCUCAGGAACAGGAACAGGAAGUCAACGGGGAAGCCAGAAGCCGGCGGGACAGUAUUUCUAGCAGCAUAUCCAUGGAAAGUUCAGUCGCAGGAACCCACGAUGAGCUGCUCCAAGUCCUCAAAGAGAAGAUGAGGCUUGAAGGACAAUUGGAGGCACUGUCAUUAGAAGCCAACGAGGCCCUCAAAGAAAAAGCAGAAUUGCAAGCCCAGCUGGCUGCAGUCCAGAUGAAACUCCAAACCCACAUGGAGCAUUCACAGACCAGCCAGCAGAAGCAGGACUCCCUGAAUUCAGAGGUGGCUACCUUGAAGCAGUCCUGCUGGGACCUGGAACGUGCCAUGGCUGAGCUACAAACCACCUUGGAGGCCAAGAACGCUGGCUUGGUUGCUUCCCAUAAUGACCUGCAGUUGGCAGAAGAACAGUACCAGAGACUGAUGGGGAAGGUGGAGGACUUGCAGAAGAAUGUCCUCGGCAAGGAUAGCAUGGUUCAUGAUCUCCGGCAGCAGCUCUCCUCGUUACAAAGCCAACUCCAGCAGGUCGAGCUGGACCGCGCGUCCUUGACCGGUAAGCUGAAGUCAUCGCAGGCAGAGAUCGCAUCCCUGCAGAAAGUUCGGCACUGGUACCAACAACAGCUGACUGUGGCUCAACAAGCGAGGAUUCGUCUGCAGAGCGAUAUGGCCAACGUAAAGGCUGGACAGAUGACUCAAGUCGGCCUGCUGGAACAUCUGAAAUUAGAGAACGUAACCCUGUCCCAUCAAUUAACAGAGACGCAGCAUCGAUCGAUCAAAGAGAAGGAACGCAUCGCCGCACAGUUGCAAAACAUCGAGGCUGACAUGUUAGACCAGGAAGCAGCCUUUCUGCAGAUCCAGGAGGCUAAGAGUAUGAUAGAAGACGACUUGCAGAGGAAACUGGAGGAGUUUGAGGACGAGAAAGAACAGCUUCAGAAGAUGGCUGAUUCGGCAGCAUCAUUGGAACAGGAACUAGAAAAGGUCAAACUAACGCUUCAACAGCGAGACGUCCAGGUGGAGACCCUGCAGCAGGAACAGCUGGAUCUCAUGAGACAAUUGACCUCCGCCCAAGAGACGUUACAGACCCGAGACCAAACUGUGGGUGAGCUUCAGGUGCGCUAUGACGAACUGGAGGCCAGGUUGGCUGAACUGCAAGGAGAGGCCGCCUCGAAGGACGACUCCAUCCGCUAUUUGCAGAACGAGAAGAUCGUCUUAGAGGUUGCCCUGCAGGUGGCAAAGGCAGGACAAGAAGGACUCGAAGAGUCCAUCCAGCAUUUGGGAGGCCACACCGAGGCGGCCUCAGAUGUUUUGGAGCAGCUCAAGCAAGACGUAGCCAUCAAAUCAAGUCAGGUGGAAAACCUGCAACAGGAAAGUGCAAAUCUGAAGAAGCAAACCCAGAAAGUGAAGGAACAGUAUCUUCAACAGAAGGUGAUGGUUGAAGCCUACCGCCGAGACGCGCUUUCCAAAGACCAGCUAAUCAGCGAACUGAAGUCCACAAAGAAGAAGCUGGAUGCCGAAAUCAAAGAGCUAAGGCGACAAUUCCUUCAGCUUCAGGGUGAGAAGAAAUCCACGGAGCUGGAGAACUCCAAGCUGGCGAAGGAUCUGACGCAGAUUCAGCAGCAGAUGGAGGAACUGGAGAGCCAACUCCAGCUGGCCCAGAAAGAACGAAACGACAUGGAGAUGGAGCUACAGUCUUUGAGGUUUGACCAAGAACAGAUGUCGGCUCUUGUCAAAGUAAACGAAGACUUAAAACGACAAGUGGACGAAAUGCAACAAGAAACAAAGCUGGCCAUUACCGAACAGAAGCAGAAAAUGAAGAGGCUGGGUUCCGAUCUGAGCACGGCCCAGAAGGAGAUGAAGGCCAAGCACAAAGCGUAUGAGAACGCCGUUGGCGUCCUCAGCCGGCGCCUUCAGGAGGCCCUUGCUGCCAAGGAGUCGUCCGAAGCUGAGCUGAAUGAACUCAAGGCCCAGUUUUCCGAGAGCGAAAAUAACCACGCUAGCCUGGAAAAGAUCCGGACGCUGGAGGCGGAAUUGCAGUCUCUCACCCACAGUAAGACGGUUCUCGAGAAGGAGCUUCAAGAAGUCAUCUCGCUCACCAGCCAAGAACUGGAAGAAUACCGAGAGAAGGUCCUUGAGCUUGAAGAUGAGCUUCAAGAAGCAAGAGGGUUCCGGAGGAAGAUCAAGCGCCUGGAAGAGGCCAACAAGAAGCUUUCGCUUGAACUAGAACACGAGCGGGGAAAACUCACCGGCCUUGGCCAGUCCAACGCGGCUCUGCGAGAGCACAACCGCAUCCUUGAAGCGGCUCUGGCCAAGAGAGAGGCGGAUUUGGUGCAAUUGAAUCUCCAGGUCCAGGCGGUUCUAAGGAGCAAAGAAGAAGAAGAUCAAAAGAUGAAGCAGUUGAUUCAGACUUUGCAAAUGGCUUUGGAGAAAGAAAAAGCCAACGUUCUCAGUCUUAAGGAACAGGUUACGACGACAAAAGCAGAGUCGGCACACAACCGUCGGCAUUAUAAAGCUGCUGCCCUGGAACUUGGCGAGGUCAAGCGAGAGCUGCAAGCCAAAGAAGUCCUGAUCGAGGCUCUCCAGGCUGAAGUCGACAAGUUGCAGGCAGAAGAUGGAAAGCACUCCGAGGAAGUCUCUCAGAUCCAGCGAGAGCUUGUAGAUGCUCGGUCCCAGCUUCAGCUUCUGCAGAAGCAGCUGGAUGAUCAACUGGACAAGCAACCUGUGGAAAACCAAGAGCUGGAAGACCUCAAAUGGGAAGUUGAACAGAAAGAGAGGGAACUCCAGACUCUGAAGCAACAGCUGGAUUUGACCGAGCAACGCAGUCAGAAGGAGUUGGAAGGCGUGCAGUUAGUUCUCCAGAACCUCAAGACAGAAUUGGAGAUGGUUCGGGACGAUUUAUCUAUCACUCAGAAAGAUAAAUUCAUGCUCCAAGCGAAAAUGUCUGAACUGAAGAACAGCAUCAAGACUCUGCUUCAACAGAACCAGCAGCUGAAGCUGGAUUUGAAACAGGGGAAAAUGAAAAAGAAGAAACUCAAGGGGGAGACCAGUUCGAAUCCGGUGACCCCGGUGAAGAUUCCCGAUUGUCCUGUCCCAGCUGCUUUGCUAGAAGAGCUGCUGAAACCCUCAUCAGCCGUGAGUAAAGAGCCCCUGAGGAACCUCAACAGCUGCCUCCAGCAACUCCGGCAAGAGAUGGACAGCCUGCAGCGCCAAAUGGAAGAGCACACCGUGACGGUCCACGAAUCGAUGUCUUCCUGGACGCAGAUCGAAGGCCAGUGGACGGACCUCACUAGUAACCUCUCUGUAACUCUGUUAUCUAAUGAGAGCCUUCCUCACAGAGACCUCCAGGAUCAUAAGCCAAGCACGGACGCCGAGGAAGAGUUGGCCCAGUGAUCCCCAAGGCCCACGGAUUUCCCGUCAGAACUGCUUUAAGUAGGUUUAAAAAAAAGAGAGAGAGAGAUAAAGUAUUUAUCAAAACCCCUAUUUAUAUUUUGUUCUUAAGCCUUUUAGAGUCCUCGGUCUACGGUUCGUUUUAGCAAACGGGGGGAAAAAAUGUGAAGGCCAUGGCUUGAUCCGACCUUUGUUCGUCGUACUUGAACAGAGGUAGAGAUGGUGGGCUGGAACAGAGGGAUGCGAGGUUUGCCGUGUUAAAAUUUUGAGAACCGAGGAUUCGAAUUAGGAUGGCUGCAGAGAGAAGACAAAACAGGGUCCCUUUUAGUUCCCACUUUUUUUAAAAAAUAUUUGCUAAACUCGUUCGGUGACGGUUCAAUCCGCUUCAAGCUUGGGAAUUCCGUGACUGUUACGCCACCAAAUCCAGUAUUUUUAUGAUCGUAUCUUUGAUUCAUAUUCCGACAAAUCAAGCAACCAAAUUGUUCGUCUCGAAAACCGCAGCGAAGCCGUUUCCAAUGGCGUCGAUUGAUUUGGCUCCCAAGCAAAUAAUUUUCCCAGUAAAAUGUUCUGACAGAUGCUGUUUGCACAUUUGUGUUGUUUGUCUUUGCAGACAUCUGCAGGACAAGAGUUGUGGGUGAUGUUGCUUUGUUGUGGAGCCUCUUAUAUAUAUACACACAUAUAUAUAUAUAUAUAUUGGUCUUACUAAGGUGACUUCUUAAGUUUUGGUGUCCUGCAAAACGUGUUGUGGAUACGGGCCCGAGAAAACUAAAACCAGAGCUUUUUAGAUAUUUAAUUAAUUCACGUAUUUAUCUUCCAAUUGUAUUCUGCCUAUAAAAUCCUAGUUUCUUAGCUUUAAUGCCAUCCCCUACCCCGUGGCUUCUUCCUGAGACUUAAACCAGGAGCCAGAACUCAUGUCCUUUUUUGCAAAGGCAUCUUCAUUUAUAAUUAAUCUGUUGAAAUAAUAGGGUUGUUUGUUUUUUUUUAAAUUGUUUCUCAACAACUGACAGCACCUUUUUGUGCUCUGGGUGGAAACACAGAAUUUUUACCCUGGCCAAAUUGCACUGUAGGAUAUGCCAGGAAAUAAAAGGAAGUGUGAACGGAGGACAAAAAUGUAGGAAGUAUUGUGAUCUUGGCUGGAAGUUAGGUGAGAAUCAGGUGAGGGAUCUCAGCAGAUACAAUUGUGAAAUCAGCAACUGUGAGUCUCAUCCUGUGUUCAUGCACAUCAUAUUUACGGGAGCAUACCAGGCUUCCCCUAAAAUGCCACACCGAUCUAGUGUCCUCUGUCACCUAACCUUAGUCGAAUCUUAUUUUAUGAACCUGAUUGAGGACUUCGGAUCUUUAAUGAGCUGUAUCCUAACUGAAGAUGAUCACAGCACAUAACUGUCAUGGCGGGAAGUCUCAAAUGAAGAAAACGAGAAGGUAAAUGAUGUUUGGAGAACAGAGAGGAAAGAGAGAAAGAGGAAAAGCAAAGGAAAAACUGGUUCCCAGGGCUAAACCUCAAGUUUAGAUAACUUCACGGAGUGUUAAACUCCGUUAAACGUGAUGAAGGAAAUUUCGAAGCAGGACCUGACAGAUGGACACAAUCUAUAAAUUAAAUUUGUUUCAACAGUCUGACCAAAGAAAGCUCCCAACUGUGAGUGGUGUGGAUUGAUUGAAUGCGGAAGGAAUGUUUUUUCCCCCCAGUAUUUGUAGAAAUGUCACUCUGAUUUUCCUGUUAAAGCCAAGACAUUUUUUCUCUCUCUAGGUAUUCUGCUUUUUUUCAGAACAGAUGCACACUUUGAUUGCUCAGCUCUUUUUUCCAACCUGAGUUUCAAUAUUUUUAAUAUUCUGAUUCUGAAAGUUCUGUGAGGCAUUUUUUAAUUUUUAUUUUCAUUUCAUACAUGAAGGAAAGGUGGUUUUUUAAAAUUGAAAGCUUUCUAAAUUUGGAGGGGAAGGAAUCUCAAAAUAUACUUAACUAUUUGACAAGACUAAUCCAAAAUUAUCAAGACACCAUCUUGAAGGCUUAAUGGGUCAAUUUAGACAGGUGGUAACUUUUAUUAUAAAGUUGGUUUUAUACAGUAAAAUAGCAAUGAUGUUUUUUUUUUGCCGCUCAUAUCUGUGAAGCUUAUGUAUCUGCUAAUGUAAGCGAGAAAUACGGUAGUAUUUAAACACCAAAGUUAAUAUUACAUAAUGAAUAAUAUGUAUAUGAUCACUUCCAGACUUUGCUGUUCCACUUAGUUCUUUGCAUUUCACAAGUUUUGAUUUACCCAUGAAGAUUUUUCUGAGCAUCCUAUCAACAGUCACAGCUGAAUGCAAUGUACGUAUUAUAAAAUCAGAUUUUUUUUUUUAAAAAAAAAUACUCCUUCAACAAUUUGGGGAAGGUGAAGGGACAAGAACAAGAAUAGAGAGAAAACGCCAUUGUGAACUAAAUGAAAAAAUCCAUUUCUCCCGCUUCCCUUUUCCAGACCAUCUUAUUUAUAUUUCCCGUGAAUUGUCAUUUUGGCUGGGAAAGAAGUGUUAAGUUUGGGAAUCCCUGACUCAGCAAAUUUCCUCCCCCAAAAAUAUUUAGUGUCAGUCUCUCUUUUUUAAAAAAAGUGCUGUCAUUUAAUUCAUGCUUCAAGAAACCAGGGCUUUCUGUUUAUAUUUUCAGAUUAGCCAAGAUCUAUAAAUCAUUCGGACUGGUCCCUUGGUUUUUUUAAAAAAAUAUUCAAAAUAAAUAAUAGAGCCUUUAUGGUUACUUGCAUUUUUUUAAAAAAAUAUAUCUGUUUAUUCAUCUCUGGAAGCUAGAUGUGACUGUUAAGUGUUUUUCUGUAUAUUAGCAGACGGUGAUUCCGAAGGUUUAAAUCUGUCAUUGUUCAUAGCAAAUUUCUUGCAGUGCAACAAUAUGGUGAAUAUUAAUUCACCUUACAGUCUUCCAGGUUAUUUGGAGACUUCAUCGGUUUCGUUUUCCAAUCAGGCAGUCCUUGUCUCAUUCUACCUGGAAAAAAAAAUUCUGCUUGAAAGAAAAAUACUUCUCCAGAGAGAAGCAGACUUUGAAAGAUGCUUUGGGAAAACUGGCCCUUCUCUAUAUCAGAACUGUAAUUUUUAUUUUGGGGUGUGUGUGUGUGUAAGCAGCUGCACUAAGCGAAAAGGGAGCACUGAUGCUAGAUGUCAUCUUUACAAACCAAAUUAGGUCACUGACAUUUCGAGUGACCGCUACAUAAUAAAAGUAGAAAGUUGCCUUAAUUUAGAAAGUGAACUCUGGUCAAACUGUCCCAUUUAUAAUGAGGAUCUGUUUCAAAGUAGUGUUUUUCUCCCUCUUGCUUGAAAACGCAGAAUGCUUACCCUCGGAGAUGGAAAAAAAAUUUUUAGAUUCUUAGUCAUAGGAAUCCUUUCUGUAACAAUAGCCACGCAGAGCAUUCCUUUCCAAAAAGAGAAUCUUAUGCAUAUCAGUUUCUCACAUGUUUUCUUGUUCCCGGCAAAUGGUCGUCUGAUUCUAUUUAAUGAGGAGGGGGAGGGGGAAAUGUCAUUUUCAUAACAUGUUUGAGUGAGUGUUCCAAAAGAAGAGUUAGAUGUGUUUGAUUAAAGAGUAAUAAUUGUGCUUUUAAAAAAAAACAGGGCAUGUUAAUUUAAGAAAAAUCUUUAAGAUACGCUAAACAUCCUUGAAAGGUUUUGUGCAAUAAACUAUUUUUCAUUAAAAAAAA
This is a messenger RNA of Pantherophis guttatus, 8524 nucleotides long. RefSeq names its product golgin A3 (gene GOLGA3). The record is from RefSeq and is a predicted model, not a curated record. NCBI's taxonomy places the organism in Eukaryota, Metazoa, Chordata, Lepidosauria, Squamata, Colubridae.